GAGAGAGUAGGAGGAAUGAAAGAUAACAGUUUGUGUGCACGUCUGCAUCAAAACUAUAUGCACUUCCUCCUGGUGCUGCAUCAGACAAGACCGUUGUGCUCAUCUGGGAACAACAAGGAGACCCAACACAUCUUCACACUGGACUUCACACUGAGCCGAACGCAAAAAACACCAAUGUUUGAACUGAGAAACCCACAAUAUUUCAAAUCUGGACUGGAUAUUUCCCCUGAAUUGGAUUAAACUAAAACAGAAUACAGCCAUUUAGACUUUAUUGACGGUUUUGAACUAGUGACAACAUGUGAAAAACACACCCUCUGAAAGUAGUGUGCUAGAAUACUUGGCCUCACCAUGGCGGCAAAUGGCCUAAGGGGUUCUCCCUCCAUUCCUAAAACCCUCCCACCCAAGAAAAGGAAUUCAAGAGAGAACUUAAACGAGGCUCCAGUUGAGCCGGUUUUCAAGACACCUUCUCCUUUCUGGAAUCAGAAUCAAAACUUCAGGCGAUCUAGGAGGCCACGGGAACCGGCAAGCGCCUCUUACAUCGAUCUUCAUUCCGCAGCAGCAUAUCAUCCGCUGUGGAUUGACGGUGGCUGUGCGUCAAACCAAGUACUUUUACACCCGUUAGGUGACAAUGGUACAUUUUCUUCCUGGGGUCCAUAUUUUGAAAGCAGCGAACAGUUCUUGGGUGUGUCAAACCAUAACAGAAAUAAUCCGACGAGCGUCAAUGAUUUUUACGGAGCAUCUUCCUACUGGAGCUACGCCCCUCUUACAGAGCAAAGAGAUUUGUUAUUUAAGAGCUAUGGAAGGUUCUCCAAUCAGUACAAGCCAAAAAUCAUAAAGCCUGUACCUCGGUCUUUGGCGUCUCAUUACACCAGAAGCCUUCAUAAAGAUGCCCCAAGUGGGCAGUUUGACAUGGGGAGCGCAAGAGAUGCUCAGUGGGAUGAGAGGCUACGGCAUGAGAGCGUUAAAAACGAUAUGAGGAUGAGGAAGAGGAGCUACAUACAAGCAGGUAUAAAACAGAAUUCUGGUCGGUUUGCAGAGACCGGGACAGAUCUUUCCAGACACAAAUAUUAUUCUGUGUUUAAGGACUUAUCACAAGAAAGAGACUCCAAAACAGAGGAUCUAGAGCCCCAGCGGUUUCCUGUUAUUCACCAGUCUUGUUCCAAAAACGAGCAGCUAAAAUCAGGGACUGAGGCGACUAUGAGAGAUGAGCACCCUCUGCUGGCCAGGAGUGAAAAAGCAGAGGCACAGGAACAGCAAGAAAAUGCAUUACCUUCCUCUCAGCUGUGGUCACGCUUUUUUGAGGGAUCUCUGAUCGAGCUCGAUGGGGGUCGGCUUAAGCGUGUGGAGGACUUACAGUUGGAGGACUUCAAGUGCUGUACCGCGUCAUGCCCAGAGUUAAGUCUGACGAGGUUCACUGUGAAGAAGAUCACAAGCUCUGAUAAACCUGGACUGAUCUGUUUGGAAGUAGAGGUCGACGAUAACCUCCAUUCUAAGAUCUCGCUGGAGGUGUGUGAGGAAUACCCGUUCUUUGUGUGCAGUCGUGGCUGGUCUUCUUGCCACCCUGACAGAACUGCUAAUCUCUGCUGCCUGCGCUGCCAACAGCUGCACCUGGGGGACAUGUGCCUGGCACUCACACCUGUACCCGUUUCACCUGCUCAAGCGACUCGCCCUGGCACAGGCGGGGGUGAUGUCGGAUUGCCGAAUUGUGCGGAGGGAGCAAACCCGAGUAAACUGAGAAGGAGACACAGUUCAGCCCCUGAACUCAGAAUCAUACAAUAAAAUUAAACAGGACAACAGAGUUACAAAGUUUAUUUUAUAAUAUACAACUAUAUACACAACCUCUUACACAAUAAAAAAGAUGUUAGGGGCAAAAAAACAUAAAUCAUAUUUUCUAUAGUUCAACUUACUAUUA
Molecule: messenger RNA, 1912 nt
Organism: Tachysurus vachellii
Lineage: Eukaryota; Metazoa; Chordata; Actinopteri; Siluriformes; Bagridae
Exons: 3
Coding region: 349-1779 (476 amino acids)
Biological process (GO): regulation of DNA-templated transcription
Molecular function (GO): protein binding; RNA binding
Source: RefSeq, a predicted model, not a curated record